AUGGGGAAGCCUAAGGCACGGCCCAGCACCACCAGGGCCACCAAGGGGAAAGCAACAUUCACUCGGCGAGGAUCCAGCACAGCCUCCCGUCCAUCCAACGGAGGACGGACGAGGCUGCUGACACAAGGCCGAGGGGGCUCCCCCGGGCAGACUCAGCAAGCCUCACCAUUGCGCGGGGGCCGGGCCCGAGCGCAGCACCAGGAGCGCCCUGCACAAGCCCGAUCAGGGGCAGAUAGUGCAGCAUCUCCGUGGCCGCUGCCACCGCUGCAGACCGCUCCACCGGCAACAUCCCCCCAACCUCCAAUCCCUGUCGCACCAAACACACGUGGAGCUGGUCCAGCACGUACGACAGCAAUGUCAAGCAAGUCCCCACGUGCACAACGCGUUGCUCGACGAGAGGAGGCGUUGCGGCCGCAGGAGCAGCAGCGUGAGGAGCAGCUUGGGCAGGAGGAAGCGGCGGCAUUGGAGGUGUUGAUGGAUGGUGCAGCUGUGGUUGGGGUAAGGGGAAAGGGUUUGCGGGCUGCUGAUGCUGCUGGGCCAGUUGAGACGCUGUGGGAGGAGCCGCCUGUGGCCGCGGCGGCGGAUUCGACGGAAGGGGGGCAGACGCCGCGCCGGUCCGCUGCUGGGACUGCUGCCGCCUCUGCCGUCGGCUUAGCCUUGCUGGGGCAGCCGUCGCCGAUGCUCCAAUGGUCGGAGGAGGGGCCGGAUGCGGAGGAGGCACAAGGGGAGCCGGGACUGGCGGAUCCACCGGCGCAAGAAGGGGCAGAAUCCCCGCCAACGCUCAAAGCGCCUGCGAUUGCCGUGGCUGUCGCUGAGGCGGUGGGGCGGCAAGAACAACCCCCGAUCGAUUCGUCUGUGCCGGCUGCCGCUGAGUCCGCCGGAAUGCCUGCAGCUGUCGAGGGCGCAGACAUGCAGGAGCACGGCCCGGCGGAGGGUGAUACCGAGGGUCCCGCGGUCGUCGCCGCUGCCGGCGAGGCCCCGGCGAGGAGGAAGCAGAAGUCGCGCGCCCAGCCAGCACCGAGGCGGCCUGGAGCAGCGCUGGGACCUGGGGCCCCGGGACCCCUCCGGGGCUGGCUUCGGCAAGAGCAGACGCCACCAGUGCGAGGGCGUUCGUUGUCAUCCGCGCCUCAGCCUGCAACGGGGCUCAGCGAGAGGAGCAACACGGGAGAGGCGGGUCAGGCGCUGCAUGGAGCCAGACAGCCAAACCAGGGGCCGCAACCAGCAGAAGGACUGCCCACCGCUCGGCAUACAACUCACCGGGAAACACGGAGCGCGACGAGGGGUCGAGGAAUCGUGUGGGGUAGGCCGACAGGCGUGGGCCGGGCAACUAUGGCGAACCCCUGGGUUCCGGCUGGCAGAGGUUUAAGACCGGCGCUAGAGAGAGGCGGCGGCGCCGAUGCGCCACUGGUGGGGACACGUGGAGGGCGAGGCGGAAGGGGAGGUGCGCGAGGGGGAAGGAUCCCUUUGCUAGGGGGAGAAGCUGCGAUCGCGAGAUCGGGCACGUGGCGUGAUCGCCACGAUCGUCCAGAGCAAGAGCCUGUGCCUGCCACCGGGGAGGAUGUGGGCUCUGACAACUCUCAGAGCGGGAGUGCCUUUAUGCCCUCGGCCUCAGUGGCAUCGGAGGAGUUCUCCUUGGGUGAGGAGGAAGUCGAACAUCUGUCAACCAGGAGGCGAGGGAGCAGGGGGAGAGCGGGUGGACUACCACCACCCAGCGACGAGGGAGCAAAUCGGGCGGCGGGCGUGGCACCACAGCCAUCCGAGAAAUCACCCGCUGAUCUGGCGAAGGAUGAAACCAUCUGGCAUCUGGCCGGCACUUGGGACACUGCACCACUCAAGCGAAAGGACCAGCCCUUCCUAGUUCGGCGGUGCUUGGAUGGUGUUACAAUAUUUACCUCGCCUGACCCUUCGGCCACAGCCAGAGCCAGUGGAGGGAAACCGCUGGAUAAAAAUCGAGACGAGGCUGCACCACUUUAG
Messenger RNA from Closterium sp. NIES-65, 1974 nucleotides. The record is from the annotation of a GenBank genome assembly. Lineage: Eukaryota; Viridiplantae; Streptophyta; Zygnematophyceae; Desmidiales; Closteriaceae.